Molecule: messenger RNA, 763 nt
Organism: Pezoporus flaviventris
Lineage: Eukaryota; Metazoa; Chordata; Aves; Psittaciformes; Psittacidae
Gene: PSMB2
Product: proteasome 20S subunit beta 2
Exons: 6
Coding region: 23-628 (201 amino acids)
Biological process (GO): proteasomal protein catabolic process
Cellular component (GO): proteasome core complex; cytosol; proteasome core complex, beta-subunit complex
Molecular function (GO): peptidase activity
Source: RefSeq, a predicted model, not a curated record
GCUGUGUCACGGCGCGGCCGCCAUGGAGUACCUGAUCGGCAUCCAGGGCCCCGACUACGUGCUCGUGGCUGCGGACACGGUGGCGGCCUCCAGCAUCGUCCAGAUGAAGCACGACCAUGACAAAAUGUUUAAGAUGAGUGAAAAGAUCUUACUCCUGUGUGUUGGGGAGGCUGGAGACACUGUACAGUUUGCAGAAUACAUCCAGAAGAAUGUUCAGCUCUACAAGAUGAGAAAUGGUUAUGAAUUGUCUCCUACUGCAGCUGCAAACUUUACACGGCGCAACCUCGCUGACUAUCUUCGGAGUCGAACCCCUUAUCAUGUCAACCUUCUCCUGGCUGGCUAUGACGAUCAGGAAGGCCCUGCCCUUUACUACAUGGACUACCUGGCAGCUCUGGCUAAAGCUCCUUUUGCAGCACAUGGAUAUGGUGCAUUCCUUACCCUCAGCAUCCUUGACCGCUAUUACAAGCCAGGUAUGACACGUGAGGAAGCUGUGGAGCUCCUAAAGAAAUGUCUAGAGGAGCUUCAGAAACGCUUCAUCCUCAAUCUGGCUUCUUUCACUGCCCGGUUCAUUGACAAAGAUGGCAUCCACGACAUGGAAAAAAUACCCCUUCCAAAAGCGACGCCCUAACCUCUGAGCUCUUUCUUCAGCAGUCUUCUGUCUUUUUUUGUUUUGUUCACUUCUGGGUGUUUUUCUAUUCACUUGGAGCACACAAGUCAUGUACUGCACCGGGCGACUGAAUAAAGAUUGACAUUUAUAUAGCCA